Moneuplotes crassus is the source of this 1179-nucleotide messenger RNA. Lineage: Eukaryota; Ciliophora; Spirotrichea; Euplotida; Euplotidae. The record is from the annotation of a GenBank genome assembly.
AUUAUGGAAGAAAUUAGUGAAGAAAACACGAAGAUCCAAGAUUCAGAGCACAAAGAUCCAGACCAAUGAGAGGAGACAGAGAAACAGCUAUGCAUAUAUUAUGAUGAAAGAGCGAAGUUACAUCCAGAUAAUCAUGAAGAAAUUCAGUUGAGGUCCCAAUUUAUAUGGGAUGCACUUGCUGAAAAUAAGCUCCUGAAAUCUGACAGAGUUCAUUUGUCAUGCUUCAAUCAAAUUGAAGUUGAAGAUCUUACUCAAGUUCAUACAACUUCUCUAGUUCAAAAAAUUUUAUCAGCUGGGGAGCUAAAAGACGGUGAAACAUCCAAAAUGUUCGGUGAAGAAAAUACUGAGAAUAAGCAUACUCCUGAAUGAGCGAGACUUGCUGCUGGAAGUUCUCUCCAAGCAAUGAAAGAUGUGGUGACAUCUCCAUUUACUCCCAAGGCUGCAUUCUCUUUGAUGAGACCUCCUGGUCAUCACGCUACAGAAGGACAUGCAGAUGGAUACUGAUUUUUUAACAAUGCAGCUAUUGCUGCUCAUUUUGCAAUCAAAAGUUACAAUCUUAAACGUGUCUUGAUACUUGACUGGGAUGUACAUCAUGGAGAUGGAACUCAAGAAAUAUUUUAUGAAUCAUCAAAAGUCUUCUUUAUGUCUGUUCACAGAUGGGAAAACGGAAAAUAUUUUCCUUAUAAGGACUGCUCAAACUACACCUAUUUAGGCAGUAAGCAAGGAGAAGGAUUCAACCUCAAUGUACCAUGGAAUACCACUGAGGAGGAAGAUGAUCUCAGUGAAAUAGGGACUAAAGAAUACCAAUUUCUUUUUGAGAACCUCUUAUUUGGCAUAAUGGCAGAGUUCGAUCCAGAGCUAAUCAUUGUCAGUGCAGGAUUUGAUUCAGCUAAAGGAGAUCCUCUUGGUCUCCAACAAGUGGACCAUGAGUUUUAUUCUUGGCUUUGAGUAAAUUUACAAAAGAUAUGCCCCAAAAUAGUCAUGGUGAUUAGAAGGAGGCUACUGAAUGGAUACUUUAGCUAAUUGAUCUGUUCUCACUGCUAAAGCUUUGGCAGGGUAUGCACAAGAAUUUAUCAGAGAAGAAGUAACUCAAGAGGAUCUUAUCCCCGAGGCAUUUCAAUCUAUGAUCAACACUGCAAAAGCUCACUCAAAGUAUUGGAAAUCAGCCCAAAACUUCAU